AUGCCAGAAAAAGUGCUCGAUUUAUUUGAUCAAAUGAAUAUCCAACCUGAUCAAGUUGUUUUCAAUACUGUAUUUAGUGCUUGUGCUCGUGUUGCUAAUGAUCGUGCUAAAGAAAUUGGAAGAAAAGUUCUUAAUCAAAUGCCUAAACAUUUUCAUAAUGACAAUAUUUUACUCACUUCAGCAAUAAAUAUGUUAAUGAAAUUUGGUGAUGUUGAAAAUGCUGAAAAUUUUUUCCAAACGAUGAAAAAGAAAGAUGUUAUUGCAUAUGGUGCUAUGAUGAAAGGAUAUGUGGAAAAUAAGAUGUACGAAAAAACAUUAGAUUUAUUUGAACAACUACCGUUUCCACUUCAUAAUGUCGGUUAUACUAUAAUAUUCAAUGCUUGUGCACAACUUUUGAAUGAUCGUGCUAAACAAAUCGGAAAAAAACUUCUUAAUGAAAUGCCUAAACAUUUUCAUAAUGACAAUAUUUUACUCAAUUCAGCAAUAGAUAUGUUAAUGAAAUUUGGUGAUGUUGAAAAUGCUGAAAAUUUUUUUCAAAUGAUGAAGAAGAAAAAUAUCAUUACAUAUGGUGCUAUGAUGAAAGGAUACGUGAAAAAUAACAUGAGUGAUAAAGCAUUAGAUUUAUUCGAGCAAAUGUCAUUGAAUCCCAAUAAUGUGAUACAUAUCAUUGUUUUGAAUGCUUGUGCACAACUUUUGAAUGAUCGUGCUAAAGAAAUUGGAAGAAAACUUCUUGAUCAAAUACCUAAACAUUUUCAUAAUGAUAAUGUUUUACUCACUUCAGCAAUAGAUAUGUUAAUGAAAUUUGGUGAUGUUGAAAAUGCUGAAAAUCUUUUCCAAAUGAUAAAAAAGAAAGAUGUUAUUGCAUAUGGUGCUAUGAUGAAAGGAUAUGUGGAAAAUAAGAUGUACGAAAAAACAUUAGAUUUAUUUGAACAACUACCGUUUCCACUUCAUAAUGUCGGUUAUACUAUAAUAUUCAAUGCUUGUGCACAACUUUUAAAUGAUCGUGCUAAAGAAAUUGGAAGAAAACUUCUUAAUCAAAUGCCUAAACAUUUUCAUAAUGACAAUGUUUUACUCAAUUCAGCAAUAGAUAUGUUAAUGAAGUUUGGUGAUGUUGAAAGUGGCGAGAAGCUAUUUCGAACGAUCAAGAAAAAAAAUAUUGUGACAUUUGGAGCUAUGAUGAAUGGAUAUAAUAUAAAUAAUCAACCGUUCAAAUGUUUACAACUAUUAGGGGAAAUCAAACAACAAAAUUUUAUAAUCGAUGAAUUCUCAUCAAAUAUAUUGAUAAAUGCAUGUGCACGACUUAGUAUGCUUUCAAAAUGUCAAUUAGUUGUUGAUCAAAUUCCUUCACAUUUAUAUAAAAAUCAACGUAUACUUAAUUCAUUAAUUUAUAUGUGGGGAAAGGCUGGUUCUAUUGAAAAUGCUCAGAAGAUUUUUCAAUCUAUCGAUAAUCCUGAUGAUUUUACAUAUAAUUCAUUGAUUUAUAUCUAUGGACUUAAUCGAAUGGGUUUAGAAGCUGUUGAUUUAUAUCGAAAAAUGCCUGAUCAUUUACGUAAUGAAAUAACAUAUGUAUGUGUAUUAAAUGCAUGUUCUCAUUCGGGUCUUCUUAAUGAAGCUCGUUCUAUUUUCAAUGAAAUUUCUCAGAAAAGCAAACAAAUUAUUGCUGCAAUGAUUGAUUGUCUAAGUCGUCUUUAUAUAUUUGAUGAAGCACAAAAACUCAUCGAUGAUUAUGAAAAAUCUAAUCCACCUUGUUCAGUUAUGUAUAUGGCAAUAUUAUCUGGAGCACGUAAUUCUCGUCAACAUAUUUUAUCACAAAAAAUUUAUGAUAGAAUGAUAAUGUUAUUUCCUAAUGAAAAAGAGACACUCAAGUCUGGUUCAGUUCUUCUUGGUAAUACAUAUUUAUCUAUAGGUGAUCAUGAACAAGCAAAGAAUGUUCGAUUAAAUCGAAUCAAAGCAUUAGGAACAAAAAUUCAACCAGGAGUAUCAUGGACAGAAUUCAAUGGUGAAAUUUUAGAGUUCAAAGCCAAUGAUCGUCGUCAUCCUCAAUCUAAAGAAAUCCAUGCUAAAGCAAAAUAUAUAUCCGAUGUAUUGAUGAAACAUGGUCAUGAAUAUGAUGCUAGUUGGAUAACUCGUCCAUUAGGUGAAGAUGAAACAAUUGAAUCUGUAUUAUGUACUCAUAGUGAACGACUAGCAAUCGCUUAUCAUUUUUUACAAGAAGAAAAUCCAUCGUUUAUUCAGAUUACGAAGAAUCUUCGUGUUUGUGGAGAUUGUCUAAUUUAUGUAUCUAUUGUUUUAGAUCGGGCAACAAAACUCAUUGCCAAAAUUUGGCAAUGUAAAAUAAUAGUACGUGAUGCAAACUGUAUUCAUCACUUCUCGCCUGAUGGAACUUGUUCAUGUCAAGAUCAUUUUUAG
Messenger RNA from Rotaria sordida, 2409 nucleotides. Lineage: Eukaryota; Metazoa; Rotifera; Eurotatoria; Philodinida; Philodinidae. The record is from the annotation of a GenBank genome assembly.